Messenger RNA from Talaromyces amestolkiae, 1620 nucleotides. RefSeq lists its product as uncharacterized. Bases 1 to 1620 code for a protein of 539 amino acids. The record is from RefSeq and is a predicted model, not a curated record. The transcript has 2 exons. Lineage: Eukaryota; Fungi; Ascomycota; Eurotiomycetes; Eurotiales; Trichocomaceae.
AUGAUGUCUCCUGCUCGAGUUGUCGAAGCUACCCAGAAAGAGAAUGACUUUCAGACACUGACCUCCGCACUGGAUGCGUUGUUGGUGACUGUCCACCAGCUGAGCUUGAGAGAGCAAGAGCUCCAACGCAGAGUCAAGCUUGCGCACGACGAGUAUAAAAGACUAGCCGAACGAGUGGAAGGAGGAGUCACCAAUGUAGAACAAAGUGUAUUGGAACAGAUUCGUUCGAACGACUCUCAACCUCUACCGAAACUAGACCCAUCGCUAAAACCCUUAGACGUCGUUGAUAACCUCCGAGAGCAUGGGCAUAUCCAGCGUCAGUUACUUGACGUCGUAGUAGCUGGUAUCAUUUCAUCGCGAUCGUUUGAAGGCGACGUUCGUACCGAUGACAACGCGAGUUUUGAGGUCCCAUCCAAUAAUCCCUGUGUAGUGGCCGCCAAAGCGCGACGCCCGUCUAUGUAUGAACGCGAUUUUACAACAUCUAAUGGCGUAAAGGGGAACCUUCGCUGUCCGUACGCAAAGCCUACACAUCCGACUGCGAAUGGACAUGUGAAUGGUACAGCCACGACGACCAUCAACAACCUAGAUGAACAGAGCAGCGCUACUAAAUGCGCUUUUGAUCCCAUCAAAGCGGAUUUGACUGCGCCGCAAGACCGUGUCUCGAGCGCAGGCGCCUCUGUGAGAUCGUCAGCGGCUCGUUGUCCAAUUCGAUACAUGGAUGACCAUUCACCUGAAGAACUGGCCAAGUACUUCGAAGCACACAAACACGAGAUUCCUAGAAGUCAUGCAAUUUGCGUCACUCGGUUUCAAAGGAGUUCGGCGACCAUGCGUCAGAUUGAUGCUAAAUACGGUAGUCUUGUGAAUAUGAUACAAGGCCUCAGCGUGAGGCACAAACCGCUUUUACCCGAGUCAGGAGAGAAUGGCACCUCGGCUGAGCGGGUUGAGAAAUGGGCAGAAGACGUCAGUUCCAAAUCACCACAUCUAGCAACAUUGAGCACAGUGGAAGAGGACGAAGUGCCUGCAGUCGAACUGCCGGAUGAAGAGGACAGAAUGGGUCAUUUUGAGCGUCCUUUGCGGGAGGUCCGGGUCGGCGAGUCACCGAGUCGUCCCUGGGGUAUUCCGGUUCCAAUUCUGAACCAUAAUCAGCCUGUACUGGGUAGUGCCAUCAACAGUCCUGCUGCGCCAAUUCAUGCGCCAGAAUUGAAGACGCCGAAGCACAUGACGAACAUCGAUUUACCGUCUCCUGCAGUGCAUCGUCAGGAAAUUCCUUCGCCCACACCGGUCAGGCAAAAAGGCAAAUGCCCUUUUGAUCAUACCGCUUUAAUGAAGAAACCCGAAGCUGCUGCUGACGUUGAUGGUACACUGGCCAAGGAGGCGGAUUCUCCUGCAUACCAACACUAUGUGAAUGGCAAUGUUCAUCAUGCAACAGUCCAAGAGGACAAGAUCAAUGACUACGCUGAGCCAAAGGUGCAAGCAUCGACACCUACACCUGCUUCAGCUCCAGCUCCAGCAUUAAGCAGCCCACCACAAAUGAUUUUCAAUGGCCCUGUCUUUUUCGGUUUCUCAGCAGAAGAAACAGCGGCAUUCAUGCAGCAAUUCAGUUCACCGGGAGGAAAGUGA